ACCACCUCAAAAAAAAUUAUUUUCCUCUUUAUUGGGUUUCGUUCCCGCUCCAAUUUUGGCGGUAAAAUUCGCAAGUAUUCUUCCCAAAUUUCUUUGUGGAUUCUCACUUUCUCAGUUAAUCGAUUAUUGUAAUAAGCAGCGAUGCCGAUUGAAUCGCAAAUCAUCAAACCUAUCGCUAAAGGAAUCGUUCACAGAAUCUGUUCCGGUCAAGUUAUUCUCGACCUCUCCUCCGCCGUUAAAGAACUUGUCGAAAAUAGCUUAGACGCCUCCGCCACCAGCAUCGAAAUCUCUCUUAAAGACUUCGGCGAAGAAUGGUUUCAAGUCACCGAUAAUGGUUGCGGCAUUUCACCAAACAGUUUCAAGGUUCUUGCACUGAAGCAUCAUACGUCGAAAUUAUCGGAAUUUCAUGAUCUUCAGUCUCUGACUACUUUUGGUUUUAGAGGAGAGGCACUGAGUUCUCUUUGUGCUUUGGGAGACUUGACAAUUGAAACGAGAACGGUGAAUGAACCGGUUGCGACGCACUUGACAUUUAAUCAUUCUGGUGUUUUGGUGGCCGAAAAGAAAACUGCGCGACAAAUUGGGACAACUGUUACGGUUAAAAAAUUGUUCUCCAGUCUUCCUGUAAGAAGUAAAGAGUUUAAGCGGAAUAUUCGCAAGGAAUAUGGCAAGUUGGUUUCUCUAUUAAAUGCAUAUGCUCUUAUAGCAAAAGGCGUUCGAUUUUGCUGUACCAACACGACUGGCAAGAAUGUAAAGUCUGUGGUACUUAAAACGCAAGGAAAUGAUUCUCUAAAAGAUAACGUCAUAACAGUGCUUGGCAUGAACACUUUCAAUUGUUUGGAGCCCAUGGCAUUAUGUAUAUCUGAGAGUUGCAAAGUUGAGGGUUUUCUUUCCAAACCUGGAUUGGGUAAUGGAAGGAAUUUGGGAGAUAGGCAGUAUUUUUUCAUAAACGGUAGACCAGUAGAUAUGCCAAAAAUCGGUAAACUUGUGAAUGAGUUGUAUAGAAGUGCAAACUCUAAACAAUAUCCCAUUGCAAUCUUGAAUUUUACAGUUCCAACGAAAGCAUAUGAUGUCAAUGUGACUCCUGAUAAGAGGAAAAUAUUCUUUUCUGAAGAAACUUCCUUAUUGCAAGCCUUGAGAGAGGGGUUACAACAAAUUUAUUCCCCCGAUAAUGCCUCUUAUGCUGUCAAUGAAUUUAUGCAGCCUUCCGUAAAAGAAGACCGUUUUGAUUUGUGUUCCUCUCAUAAAAAGUCUCCUAUGGUAACAAAACCAUCCUCCCUGAAUGAUGCGGUUGCUCAGGAAGAGCAUUAUACUGAGUGCAAAAUUGGUAGUAUUUCUCGGGAUAAGAAUCAUACUGACCGCAACAAUAAAAGUAUAUCUCAGAACGAGCGUAAGGAUAAACACGCUACUACUGAUUCUAAAAAUGCUUCUGAGUCUGAUGAUGACGAUGUUGAAGAAGGGUUGAUUCAUGAGAAUGAUGGGGGUUUAAUGGGACAGAAGUUCACACUCGGAGCGCACAAAACAUUAAAGGGUGAUAAGAGUGGAAGACAGCCGGCAUCUACUCAUAGUGCUACUCCGGUGUCAAGGUCAAUUGAGAGUGGGGUGUCCUCUAAUAAAUAUUCAUCCGAUUCAUCAAGACAUGUGCAGUCAACUCUUAACAACUUUGUUGCUGUGAGUAAAAGAAAACGUGAUGACGUCAUUACAGCCUUAUCUGAAGUGCCUGUCCUUAGAAAUCAUGCUCCACAAUGUAAAUUGAAGACUUCAAAUACAGAAACAAAUGACUUGAUAACAACAAGAUCAUAUCUUCAUUUGGACCAAAUUAAUGAAACUUCUAAGCUGAGUGAGAUUGACAAUUUGCAGCAACUUAAUCCUGAUAGCGUCUACCACAACAGUGUAAAUUCGCCAUCUUAUAAAGAUGACUUUACUGACAGAGAACCUAACACGAAACUACAUCAAGAGAAUAAAACAGAUCUAGCUGAUACAGCAUCAGUUACACCAUCUAGCGACGAUCUGAUCCAUACUACAGAUCAUGUUUUGGUCUCAGACACUCCAGUUCGUUCAUCGCCUGUACGAUUAGAUUCUCCCAAGUCUUCUGGUCAGAAGAUAUUCUCCAACAUGCAAUUUUCUUUUCAAGACCUUAAGAGUAGGAGAGAUAAGAGACUUUCUUUGAUGCAAUCCAGCAAAUACAGAUAUGGAAAAGCUAAUGGCCAAAGUCAUUAUACGGCUGCAACUUUGGAGCUUUCACAGCCAGAAAUUGAACAGCAGAAAGAAAGGGUUUUGGCAGCAGCAGCCACCGAACUGGAAAGAUUGUUCAAGAAGGAAGACUUCAGCAGAAUGAAGGUGAUUGGACAAUUCAAUCUUGGAUUUAUCAUUGGUAAAUUGGAUCAAGAUUUAUUCAUUGUGGAUCAGCAUGCUGCUGACGAGAAAUACAAUUUUGAGUGUCUGUCCCAAUCAACCAUAUUAAACCAACAACCUCUGCUCAGGCCAAUAAGAUUGGAGUUAUCCCCCGAGGAAGAAAUAGUUGCUUCAAUUCAUAUGGACAUAAUCAGGAAGAAUGGAUUUGCUUUGGAAGAGGAUCCAAUUGCACCACCUGGAUGUCGUUAUAAAUUAAAGUCCGUCCCCUACAGUAAAAACACUAUGUUUGGAAUUGAAGAUGUUAAGGCGCUGAUCUCAACCCUAUCUGAUGGUGAUGGCCAUGGGGAAUGUUCCAUAAUCGGUAGUUAUAAACAAGAUUCCUCAGAUUCACUUUGCCCUCCAAGAGUUCGUGCAAUGUUGGCAUCUCGAGCAUGCCGAUCAUCAAUUAUGAUUGGUGAUGCACUUGGAAGAAAUGAAAUGCAGAAGAUACUUGAUCAUUUGGCGGAGCUGAAAUCCCCGUGGAAUUGUCCCCAUGGCAGGCCGACCAUGCGCCAUUUAGUUGACUUGACAAAAAUUCACAAGAGAUCAGAACUAACAAUGGAGAUGUAAUUAAUUAUGGACUUUUGCUUCAAGCCUCAUUUUUAUAUUGGAAGGGAUCAUGUAAAUUAUUUUGUACAAAUUCAAUGUACAUAAGCAUGCAUGAUGUGCUGCACUAAAUGAUGUUGGUUUAAAAACAAUGGACAUUGAUUCUCAAAUUCUUUUUGUGCACCCUUCACCAAAAAGCCAAAUGAUGUUGAUGAUGGUCUUGUGAAAAAACAAAACUUGUUAUCAGAAAAAGGAGCGACUUAUAAUAAGUCUUUAACC
This is a messenger RNA of Trifolium pratense (red clover), 3216 nucleotides long. RefSeq names its product DNA mismatch repair protein PMS1. Bases 142 to 2961 code for a protein of 939 amino acids. Gene Ontology annotation, biological process: mismatch repair. Gene Ontology annotation, cellular component: MutLalpha complex. The transcript is spliced from 11 exons. NCBI's taxonomy places the organism in Eukaryota, Viridiplantae, Streptophyta, Magnoliopsida, Fabales, Fabaceae. Gene Ontology annotation, molecular function: mismatched DNA binding; ATP binding; ATP hydrolysis activity. The record is from RefSeq and is a predicted model, not a curated record.